This is a messenger RNA of Bufo bufo (common toad), 1317 nucleotides long. RefSeq names its product methylthioribose-1-phosphate isomerase 1 (gene MRI1). Gene Ontology annotation, molecular function: S-methyl-5-thioribose-1-phosphate isomerase activity. The record is from RefSeq and is a predicted model, not a curated record. NCBI's taxonomy places the organism in Eukaryota, Metazoa, Chordata, Amphibia, Anura, Bufonidae. The transcript is spliced from 7 exons. Bases 51 to 1115 code for a protein of 354 amino acids.
UCCCCCUUGUGGAGACAUGUGGCCAUUCCCCCGGAAGCCGCGUGUUCACUAUGUCGCUGGAGAGUUUGCGCUACAGCCGGGGGUCUCUGCAGGUGCUGAACCAGCUGCUCCUACCACAGCUCAGUCAGUAUGAGCCGGUGACCGGCGUGCGGGACGGGGCAGACGCCAUCAGGACCAUGAAGGUGCGCGGUGCUCCGGCGAUCGCCAUCGUGGGCUGCCUCAGCUUGGCGGUGGAGCUGACCUCCAGCCCCCCACAGCAGACGGCCGACCUCCUGGCGUUCGUCCGUGAAUCGUUGGCUCUCUUGGUGGGCGCCAGGCCCACCGCAGUCAACAUGAAGAAGGCGGCAGAUGAGCUCAGCGCGUUCCUGGCGGAGGAGGCGGAGAAGCCGGGGGUCACCGUCCAGGAGCUGACUGACAGUGUGAUCCGGUGGGCAGAAUCCCUCCUGGAGAAAGACGUCAAAGACAAUCGUAUGAUCGGGGACCUGGGGGCCCAGCACAUCCUGCAGACCGCCGGCGCCCCGGGUGGGGUGGUGAUAAUGACCCACUGCAACACCGGCUCACUGGCCACCGCCGGCUAUGGCACUGCCCUGGGUGUGGUGCGUUCCCUGCAGGCAAUGGGGCGCCUGUCCCACGUCUUCUGCACGGAGACCCGUCCUUAUAACCAGGGAUCCAGGCUGACGGCGUACGAGCUGGUGUACGAGAAGAUCCCGGCCACCCUCAUCACAGACAGCAUGGCGGCAGUGUCCAUGAGGGAACGUCAGGUUACCGCCGUUGUGGUGGGCGCCGAUCGUGUGGUCGCUAACGGCGACACCGCCAACAAAGUUGGAACAUACCAGUUGGCCGUCCUUGCCAAGCACCACGGGAUACCCUUCUGUGUGGCGGCGCCAAGCACUUCCUGCGACCUCAGCUUGCCUACAGGUGGCAGUAUUGUCAUAGAGGAGAGGCCCGCCCAAGAGCUGACCGACAUCAACGGCGUCCGGGUGGCGGCUCCAGGUAUCGGGGUGUGGAACCCCGCGUUCGACGUCACUCCGCAUGAACUGAUUACUGCCAUAAUCACAGAGCGCGGAGUCUUCAAACCGGAGGAGCUGAAACACGGACUGAGCCGAGGCCUUUAAAACGGCGUGCCCCUCCGAUCCUGCCCCCUCUGAGGUUUUAUUGAGCCCCCCCUUACAAGUGCUAUAUCUUUCCUUAGGACCUCCCUUCCUUCCUGUGAUCUGGUGGCUUGAACUCAGGAAGUGUUGUCAUGGGGACACCACAGCGGAUAAAGUAAUUGCUAGAAAUGUUCAUGUGCAAUAAAAUGUGCGUUAUUUUGGGUGA